Molecule: messenger RNA, 1731 nt
Organism: Angiostrongylus costaricensis
Lineage: Eukaryota; Metazoa; Nematoda; Chromadorea; Rhabditida; Metastrongylidae
Source: the annotation of a GenBank genome assembly
AUGGCAACGGAAGCCUACGAAAAAGUCUUUGUCAUGGUGGACAAGACUGUGAACAGUGCCGGAGAGUUGCUGAAACGGUUGCAAUCACGUUCACCAGAUCGAACACAGAAUGAGGGUGUUCGUAUACCAUCACUAGUAAACGUAAAAUGUUUGGAUAAGUCCAGUGGUCAAGGGAAGAACGCUGCUCAUGGUGACGUGACAAUUGAACACGCUGACAACGUUUACAUCACUUGUGAAUCAGAUGAUGCACUGACUGUUGCGAAAUUUCCAAGUGUCUCUCGUUUUACGGUAGUGAUGCCGGAUAACGUCGCUGCUCAACGGCAUCAUUUAGGAAUUUUGCUCCUUGUUUUCUUCUGGGCGUCAAUUGUAACGGAAAACAAAAAAGUUGCUCAUGAAAUUGAAGUAGCAAAACUUACGACGAAAUCGAAAAAGUUACCUGAGUCAUCAACUCGAUCACACUCAUCGUCAAAGAGAAGCGCUUCCUCUAUACGCGAUUCAUCCUCGAAGAAAUUUCCAACGAGAACAGCAACAAACUUGAAGAAAGCGACAGGACCGCCGAGUCAAUCUGAUUCAUUGUUAAAGGAAGGCGUUCACUAUAGAGAUAAUAAGGUGACAGUUCCGUCCUCGGAGAAAGUGAAAGGUUCGGAAAGUCAGUCCGAUUUGUCGCCAAAGAGAUGUCUUCUCACUAAAGGCCCAGUAGAUUCAUAUUCAAAAAAACUUCAGAAAAAAACACAAACUAUAAGCACGAAAAAAGAAAAGACGUCAACUGCCACAGAUCCGUCGUCAAAGACCGCUGUUUCGGAUGACAGUAUUGCAUUAUUUUCGGAAAAUAUUCCACCGCCGGUUGGAAAGCAUGUAAUCGUCCCAUCAAGCAGAUUUCCACGACUUGGAAAACCAGUGACUCGACUAGAGAAGAAAUCGACGAGGAAAAAGAAAAAACAGAAGAAAAAAUCCCAGUUUGAAUCCGGAGGACCCCAGUCGUAUCUUUAUCUAUCGAAUCGUUAUGUGGUGGCUGGACGAAAAGUGAAGAAGCAUGGAGAUGACGACGAGGCAAAGAAGGAGACGAAAUCCAAGCGGGAGAUCAAGAAGGAGAGAAAAAAGACGAGUGAUAGUGUUUCCACAGCCUCAACUUCGUCAUCUUCGGCGGAGCAAUUCCAGCAAGCAAGCGAGACUUCAACGUCGAUCAACCCAGUAUUUGAAGUGUUGAAUAUCAGAAAAAUUGGAAAGCGUUACCCAAGACAAGAGACAAAGACAGCAGUGACGAAACGUGAAAGGAAAGAACAGAGAACCAGUUCGGCGCGGAAACCUGUGUCCUGUCUCGAUCUGUCGCUUAACCGUUACGCAAUUGCCGGUAGAAGAGUGAAGAAAACUGUAGAGUCUUCAUCAUCACUUAUUUCCUCAAAGACCAGUAAUACUGGCAAAGCCAAAACGUCGAAGAAAGGGAAAACUAUUGAUGCAGUGAACACAGCUAAGAAAGCGAAGCGGUCAACUAGCAAAGAACUCAAAGACCACGAAGUUCAUACAGCUCGUGCUGCUUCGACGAAAUCUGCAAUCAGUCCUGUGAUAGAUGCGGAGUUUCUUUGUCAGCGACGUCCACGUCUAGCAACACGAGCACUAAGAAAGCCACAAAUUCGACAACAUGUACACACUAAGCUGAGAGGGCCAUUUCGUUUCCAGAAUGGAGGGAAAGGAGUUGAGCUUACCUUCCUUGACUACAAAAAAGCUCACUAA